GCUAAGCUAGCGGUCGGAAGUCAAGUGCGUCAAGUCAUGUCGUCCAAAGUGGCCGUGGUGACUGGAGCCAACAAGGGCAUAGGGUUCAGCAUAGUCAAAGGCCUGUGCCAGAGGUUUGGCGGUAUUGUGUACCUGACGUCGAGAGACGAGGCCCGGGGGCAUACUGCAGUUGCUGAGCUCAACAAGCUGGGCCUGAAACCCGAGUACCACCAGCUCGAUGUAACGGACCGGCGCAGCGUGGCGGCGCUCGCCGACCACCUGCGCCAGCGCCACGGUGGUCUCGACCUACUCGUUAACAACGCCGCCGUUGCCAACAGCGUGGAUCUAUAUAACUCUUACGAGGAGAACGAGGAAAUUGUCCGAAUCAACUACAAGAGUAUUCUCUUGAUGCAAGAAUUCAUUUUCCCGCUGGUCCGAGACGGCGGGAGGAUCGUGAACAUAUCGAGCGACUGCGGACAUCUCUCCAACGUAAAGAAUAAGUAUUGGAUCGAUAGACUGUCCAGUAAAGAUUUAACUAUAAAGGAUAUCAACGAAUUUGUCGAGUGGUUCCUCGACAGCUGCAAAAACGAAACAUUCAAGAGGGAGGAUAUCGCAGAUGAGGGGACAGUCGCGGCGUACAGGGUGGCGAAGGUGGCCCUGAGCGCCGCAACUAUGUUGCAGCAAAAGGAGCUCGAGGAGAGGAACAUAUCUGUAAAUUCAUUGCAUCCCGGCUUAGUACGCACCGAUAUGACCAACGGGGUGGGGUUCUACAGCGCGGACGAAGCCGCUGAGACGCCGCUCUACCUGCUGUUAGAAGCGCCAGCAACCCUCAAGGGUGCUUACAUCUGGUAUGACAGAAGAGUUCUGGAUUGGUACGACUACAAGGCUGACUAUUACUUUAAAACAUCCACACUUAAAACGUAACUUGUUUAUAUUAUUAACAAC
This is a messenger RNA of Papilio machaon (common yellow swallowtail), 924 nucleotides long. Its product is annotated as carbonyl reductase [NADPH] 3-like. Gene Ontology annotation, molecular function: carbonyl reductase (NADPH) activity. NCBI's taxonomy places the organism in Eukaryota, Metazoa, Arthropoda, Insecta, Lepidoptera, Papilionidae. The transcript has a single exon. Bases 37 to 903 code for a protein of 288 amino acids. The record is from RefSeq and is a predicted model, not a curated record.